Molecule: messenger RNA, 2523 nt
Organism: Suillus bovinus
Lineage: Eukaryota; Fungi; Basidiomycota; Agaricomycetes; Boletales; Suillaceae
Product: Pkinase-domain-containing protein
Exons: 4
Coding region: 1-2523 (840 amino acids)
Biological process (GO): protein phosphorylation; intracellular signal transduction
Molecular function (GO): protein serine/threonine kinase activity; ATP binding
Source: RefSeq, a predicted model, not a curated record
AUGCUCUCUGCUAUUCCAAUGCAGCAACUCUCUAUUUCUAGUAAUGACCCUUCUCCACCUAGUAGUCCAGAUUCUGACAGCGACCCUCAACCUAAUUCCCUCCUCACUGUCCCAGACAUCGACCACAAUGGUCGUCUUGCCACUCAAAUCCCUAUCAAUUCUCCCGACAUCGCACCACAAUCUCGUUUCCGCUUUCCCCGAAAGUCAUCUUCAUCCGCUCUCAAGCAGCAGCCUCCAGGCACCCCCCCACUCGCCAAACAUGGCCCUCUCCAUGAUCUCAAACGCUUUCUCAACCAUCAUAUACCUCAUUCUCAUUCUCCUUCUGCAUCUUCUAGCGCUGCACCAUCUUCGAAUGCUUCAUCGUCCCAUACACCUCCAGAACUACAAAUUCAACCCGCAGAUCAGCGAAGGGGUAAUGAUUUCGACACCAAUGCCGUAAUACACGCAGUUCCUAUAAUAUCCACUCACAAGUCCUCGCCCUUCAGCUUCAUACAAAAAGCACGCAAUCGCGACAAGGACAAAUCUUCCCCUCAAAAAUCAUCCCCUCCAUCCACGUCUCUAUCGUCUAAACGUUCAUCACGAAGUCCUCCAGGAACUCAUGCUGCCGUUCCAAUUCUCUCUCUUUCAGAAGCCACUCACGCUCAUCUAUCCAAAAAAUAUGGCAAGUGGGGUCGUGUUCUCGGUACUGGCGCAGGUGGCACAGUCCGCCUCAUUCGUGCACGAACCAAAGCAGGAGGUGCCGUUUAUGCCGUCAAGCAAUUCCGCCCAAGACGUUCCGGCGAAUCAGAGCGUGAGUACGAGAACAAAGUUAGAGCUGAAUUCUGCGUCGGCGCCUGUUUGAAGCACGUCAAUGUCAUCGAAACAGUCGAUAUCGUCUGCGAUCAUGGCCAUUACUAUGAGGUCAUGGAGUACGCUCCCUACGACCUAUUCAGCGUCGUCAUGUCUGGCCGCAUGUUACGUCCAGAAAUUUUCUGCGUCUUCCGUCAGAUCUGCAACGGCGUCGCAUACCUUCACUCUCUAGGCCUAGCACAUAGAGAUCUAAAGCUCGAUAACUGCGUCAUGACACAGGGCGAUGUCGUUAAACUCAUCGAUUUCGGAACCGCCGUCGUCUUUGCCUAUCCCGGAACCGGCACAUCCAACACCUCACUACCGGCUGUAGUCACAGGAUAUGUCGGUGGCGCCCUUGAUGCCCCUUGCCCUUUACAACCCCCACAUCCCAAUGAUCCACCAUCCGGUCCGCACUCCCAUGCAAGAUUGAUACCUGCCACGGGUAUAGUUGGUAGCGAUCCGUACCUUGCGCCAGAAGUCCUGGAAGGUGGCUCCUAUGAUCCUCGAAAAACCGAUGUAUGGGGCGUCGGCGUCAUUUUUGUCUGCAUGGUCCUCCGCCGCUUCCCAUGGGCAGUCCCUGACCGCGAGCGCGACAACUCAUUUAAAGCAUUUAUCGAGGCUGAAGCUUCUUGCCCGCUGCCGCGCCCUAAAUCCAAACGUAAACACAGGCGUCCAAAUAGCGCAAAACCCGUGUCCUCAAAUCCUCGCCCGCCAAGCCCCACCAUAAGUGCCCCACCGAGUCCUGACCCGCGGAGCACGUCCCUGGAUGUUCCAAGUAUCCAUGCCGACGGGACCAAGCCUCUCGACGACAACAAGUCGGUGUUGUCGAAUACGUCGGUGUGUACCGCUACAGCGAGCACCCUCACGUUAUCGUCACCGACUGGCAGCGAUACAGGGAGCGAAAGCUCGCCGCGCCGGCGUGCGAUUGAGCUGGGAUUACCUAGUCCUGGUGCAAGGACGGCCACGCUGCCUGCAAUGUCGAGCUCGCAGGGUGCACACCUGACUGAGGGCGGGGAAACGGAUCAGAGCGUGUUGGUGUUUGCGCGCCCUGGAGUUUCGACGGAGAGUUUGCCUGCGCUGAGGGCUAACAACCGAGAUGAGGUCAGGGGCACCAUCAAUGGGCAGGGCAAAGCCCCUAAGGAGCGGGAUUUCGCGCGGGAGUCUCUGACGCACAAGGCCCUGGGGACGAAGGUCAAUGGUGUCCAAGCCAACGGUAUACCAACGCCGUCAAUACCAGAGGAAGCUACUGCUGCUUCUUCACCUGCACCUACUGCUCAACCAUCAUUACCAGAGCGCACGCUAACUUCGCCUGGAAAACGACCUCGUGCAUCAUCAACAACGUCGCCAAACUCGAUAUUCCGCCUGCUACCGCGCGAAACGCGGCCUGCGCUACGGCGGAUGCUGUGUGUCGACCCUAAGCUGCGUACGACCAUGGGUGAGCUACUGUGGGGUCGACGGGACACAGGUGGGAUCAUUGCGCUAGCAGAAGGGGAACAAUGUGGUUGCGAAGAUGGGGAGUGCGAAUCUGACACGGAAGAGCAGGACGGUAAUGAGGAUGAGGAUGCUGCGGAGGAUGAUGCGGAUGGGGACGAGUGGGUGCGGAGCAUUGAGACGUGCACAGAGACCGGUGCGCCCAAGCAUGUCCAUGUGAAGAUCCAGAACGAGGAGAAGAGUUUCAAGAAUAGGUUUUUCUGA